CCCCUCGGCCACCGGGGGACCCCCGCUCCGGCCCUGGGGUCGGGGCGUUGUGGUGCGGGCGCGAAGCAUCCUCCUGCCCGUGGGGGGGCUCCGGGGGGCUCCCGGGGGACUGGUGCCGCGGGGACAUCGAGGGUGGGUGGCCCCAGGGAGCGUGGUGGCCCUGGUGGGCUGGGUUGGGGUGCCCGGUGCCACGCGUGGUGUCCCGCCUGGUGCUUGUGCUGGGGUCUUUGUGGGGAGGGCGCUGAGCCCAGCCACGCAGCCCCCGGCUCUGGCGGAGGGCUGGGAGCAGAACAAUAGAGGCACCGGUGGUCUCCUGGAGAGACCUGGCUGGAGGGAGAAGGGCUUGCCCGAGGCUGGGGACACAUCCCUUCUGCUGCUGCCCCCGGGCCCGCCGGCAGCCCCGCCACCUGCCUCCCUUGCAUCAGCCCAACGCGUGCUGCUGGGUGGCGGUGGCGUGGCUCCUCUUGCGCCUUUGGCCAGAAGCUGGGUUGCUUUCCUCCAAAUUUCCUCCCCGACCUCCAGUGCCAGUGGCUUCUCUGGGACUUUUUGCAAUUCCCCGGCCGCCCCAUGCUGCCCUUUGCCAUCGCCCUCCUUCCCCGUGCCUCUGCUCCCCCCGCCGUGCCCGCGCCACAGGGUGCAGCAUGGCUCGGGGACCUGCCCGGGAGCAGGUGGCAGGCGGGUGCCGGCGCUGGGGUGGAGGGAGCUGUCCCCUCGCCCGCCCUCCUGGCGCUGCCAUGCUCCCUUGUUUACCCAGGCCUUGAUGACUCUUCCCCCAGAUGUGUCUUGUAAGGGACGGGUUUGAGCCAACUGCCUGGUCAGGAUGAGCUGGAGCUUCCUGACGCGGCUCCUGGAGGAGAUCAACAACCACUCGACCUUCGUGGGUAAGAUCUGGCUCAGCGUCCUCAUCGUCUUCCGGAUCGUGCUGACGGCCGUGGGGGGCGAGUCCAUCUACUACGACGAGCAGAGCAAGUUUGUCUGCAACACGCAGCAGCCUGGCUGCGAGAACGUGUGCUACGACGCCUUCGCCCCGCUCUCCCAUGUUCGCUUCUGGAUCUUCCAGAUCAUCAUGGUGGCCACCCCCUCGGUGCUCUACCUGGGCUUUGCCAUGCACCGCAUCGCCCGCAUGCCUGAGUCCUCGCGGCGCCGGGCGCCAGUGGCCCCACGGGGACGCAUGCCGGUGGUGCGGCGAGGGGCCGGGCGGGACUACGAGGAGGCAGAGGACGAUAACGAAGAGGACCCCAUGAUCUUUGAGGAGAUCGAGGUGGAGAAGGAGAAGAGCACGGAGGGCGGGGAGAAGCACGAUGGCCGGCGUCGCAUCAAGCAGGACGGGCUGAUGCGCGCCUACGUGCUGCACCUGCUGUGCCGCUCGCUGCUGGAGAUGGCUUUCCUCUUCGGGCAGUACCUGCUGUACCGCUUCGAGGUGAGCCCGUCCUACGUCUGCAGCCGCAGCCCCUGCCCGCACACCGUCGACUGCUUCGUCUCCCGCCCCACCGAGAAGACCAUCUUCCUGCUCAUCAUGUACGCGGUCAGCGGGCUCUGCCUCUUCCUCAACCUCUGCGAGCUCCUGCACCUCGGCGUGGGGCGCAUCCGCGACGCGCUCAGCCAGACCGCCAGCCCCCCGCACCCGCCCGGCGGCAGCCCCACGCCACAGUACGCCAAGAAAGCCCCCAGCGCGCCCCCCACCUACCACUCGCUGAAGAAGGAGACGCUGAAAGCCCCCCUGCCCAACGGCAAGCUGGACUACAGGGAGAACCUGGCCAACUCGGCGGCGGAGCGCUUCGCCCUGGCCGGCGCUCCCCCCGAGCACGAGCUGGAGCGGCUGCGCAAGCACCUGCGCAUGGCGCAGGAGCACCUGGAGAUGGCUUUCCACCUCCAGCCGCCCCCGCAGCCCCCCAGCCCCUCUCGCAGCAGCAGCCCCGAGGCCAACGGCAUCGCCGCCGAGCAGAACCGCCUCAACCUGGCCCAUGAGAAGGGUGGCAGCAUCUGCGAGAGGACCACGGGGCUGUGAGCGCGGAGGACGGCGGGAUCGGCCGGUCGGAUGCGGCUGCCAGCUCGGGACAGUGACGUGCGUCUGUCCCUUGGGACUGGCCAGGGCAUCCCUGUCCCAGUGGGCAGCUAUGGGGACUGGGGCUUGGGGAACCUUCCUUCACUGUUCUUAAUUUUUUUUAACAAAGGGAAUAUCUUAUUUUUGUACAUUUUUAUAAACUCAGCAGCGUGCACCCUGGCAUUUUUAUACUCCCUUAGUGAAACCCACUCUAGGCCUGCACCUCCCCUCCCUGUCUCCCAUUUCACCCCCUUUUCCCUCUCCCACACCCCAUUCCCGCAGCAUCUCCCACUUGUGCCUCCCCUGUGCCCCCUGUGCUCGCCGUCAUCUGCUGCUGAGCACGUGCAGGUCACGGCAGCAGUACUGAUACCUGCGGCGUGGGGGCUGCACCCGGGCUCCGGCUGGCCGGGCCAUCCCACGGGGCAGGGCACGGAGCUAGAAGCAGAGGUGGCAGCAGGGACCUUUCCUGGUAGGAGGGACACGUCCUGGUGGCACUGCUGCUGGAAGGUGUGGUGGGGACACACAGGUCCCUCUUUGCCUCUUCCUUGCCUGUCCCCUUCCCGGCUGCUCUUUCCAGGGGACGAAGAGGUUUCUGGGUGCAGGGGGUUCCCUCUGUGGGGGCCCACGCUGUCCCCGAGGGGCUGUAGCAGCGGGGGCAGAGCCGUGGGACACCCUCACACAUGGGUACGUACGGAGUGGCUGGGGCUGUCCUGCCAGGAAUGUGUGCGCAGAGGGCAGGGGCCGGCCUUCCCGUCUCCUCCGCUUCCCUGCCAGCGGCUCCGCACACCGCGGGGGUGGCCGGGCUUUGGACCAAAGCCGAUCCCCUCCUGCUAUGGGGCUGGGGCCCCUCUGUGGGGCUGGAUCCCCGUCCCACGGUGGGGCUGUGCAGCGCCCGAGCCGGGGUCGGCAGGGAGCCAGUUGGGCAUUUCUGAUCAUCUCAGCACGGGUCGCGCAGUGAUUUUGUAGCGUUGUUUUGUACUUGGAUGAUUGUGACUUUUUUUUUUUUUUUAAUAUCUAUAUUCAGUAAAGGCUGGAGACGUUUUGUAC
Messenger RNA from Cygnus olor (mute swan), 3091 nucleotides. RefSeq names its product gap junction gamma-1 protein-like. The transcript is spliced from 3 exons. Gene Ontology annotation, cellular component: connexin complex. Bases 821 to 2008 code for a protein of 395 amino acids. The record is from RefSeq and is a predicted model, not a curated record. Gene Ontology annotation, biological process: cell communication. Lineage: Eukaryota; Metazoa; Chordata; Aves; Anseriformes; Anatidae.